Molecule: messenger RNA, 1597 nt
Organism: Sorex fumeus (smoky shrew)
Lineage: Eukaryota; Metazoa; Chordata; Mammalia; Eulipotyphla; Soricidae
Gene: HSD3B7
Product: hydroxy-delta-5-steroid dehydrogenase, 3 beta- and steroid delta-isomerase 7
Exons: 7
Coding region: 90-1217 (375 amino acids)
Biological process (GO): steroid biosynthetic process
Molecular function (GO): 3-beta-hydroxy-Delta5-steroid dehydrogenase (NAD+) activity
Source: RefSeq, a predicted model, not a curated record
GGAGGAGCCAGCGGAAGGAGCAGCGACCGACUGAAUCCUGCGGCCAGUGCGGGCGCUCCGGACCACAGUGAACCACAGCGGCAGCCAGGAUGGCGGUUUCUGCAGAGCCCCAGAAGCUGGUGUACCUGGUCACAGGUGGCUGUGGCUUCCUGGGGGAGCACGUGGUGCGACUGUUGCUACAGCAGGAGCCGCGACUGCAGGAGCUGAGGGUCUUUGACCUGCAUCUGGGUCCCUGGCUGGACGAGCUGAAGACGGGACCUGUUCUGGUGACAGCCAUCCAGGGUGACGUGACCCAGGCCCAUGAGGUGGCAGCAGCUAUGGCUGGAGUCCACGUAGUCAUCCACACAGCCGGGCUAGUGGACGUGUUUGGGAAGGCCAGUCCCCAGACCAUCUAUGAGAUCAACGUGCAGGGCACGCAGAAUGUGAUUGAUGCUUGUGUGCAGACCGGAACACAGUUCCUGGUCUACACGAGCAGCAUGGAAGUUUUGGGGCCCAACAACAAAGGCCACCCCUUCUACAGGGGCAAUGAGGACACCCCGUAUGAGGUAGCCCACACACACCCCUAUCCUCGCAGCAAGACCCUAGCUGAGAAGCUGGUUCUGGAAGCCAAUGGCAGGAAGGUUCGUGGGGGGCUGCCUUUGGUCACAUGUGCCCUGCGCCCCACUGGCAUCUACGGUGAAGGCCACCAGAUCUUGAAGGACUUCUACAGCCAGGGCCUCCGCCUUCGGGGCCGGCUCUUCCGGGCCAUCCCAGCGUCUGUGGAGCACGGCCGGGUCUAUGUGGGCAACGUGGCCUGGAUGCACGUGCUGGCGGCCCGGGAGCUGGCGCAGCGACCCGCGUUGAUGGGGGGCCAGGUGUACUUCUGCUACGACAAGUCGCCCUAUAAGAGCUACGAGGACUUCAACAUGGAGUUUCUGGGGCCCUGUGGACUGCAGCUGGUGGGCACGCGGCCGCUGCUGCCCUACUGGCUCCUGAUCAUCCUGGCUGCCCUCAAUGCCCUGCUGCAGUGGCUGCUGCGGCCGCUGCUGCUCUACACGCCGCUGCUGAACCCCUACACACUGGCCGUGGCCAACACCACCUUCACCGUCAGCACCGACAAGGCUCAGCGCCACUUCGGCUACACGCCCCUCUUCUCCUGGGAGGACAGCCGGGCUCGCACCAUCCGCUGGGUGCAGGCCUCAGGGGACCGGUCAGCGAGGCCCAGCCCAGGCCCCUGAACCCUUAAAGCAAGCCUAGAGGGCAGGGGUUGGGCCAGCUGGGAUGACGCCUUUGCAUUCCCAGAGCUGCCCUGGCCCCUCUGGCUGGCUGGUGAGGGCCCAUGUGGCGCCGCCCACAUCCUCACCCGGGCCUGGGCCAGGGCUGGGAAGGCAGAGCCCCCCCCACACCCCCGGGCUCAGUGCUUACACUCUCUUGACCUGGAGACACUCUUCACCUGCAGAUGGAUCCUUCAACACCCUCCAGGAGGGGACCCACAUAGUUUCUUCCCCCUUCCUGCAACAGUGUCGGGACUGUGAGGAUGCUGUCAGUCCCUGCCCGGCCCUGCAUUAAAGCUGCUGACCCUCAUUGGCCCUCCUUGCCCAGUCCCUGUCCGCUCCUG